UUUCCUACGAACAAUUUGCAAAUGUGAAUGUGUUGGUUCCCUUUUCACAUAUUUUAAUGCAGCAUGUCUUUAUCCGUGAAUUACGCCUUUCCUCCCUCCUAACUUCACUCCCCUGCAAAGCUCUCACAGUCACACACACACACACACACAGCAUUACUCCUGUUUUGUUGUAAUAAAUGUUAAGUUUAAAACUUAUAAAAAUCCUGCCUUUAUUUCCUCCCCAUUUCUCAAAUCUCUCAAAACCCUCGCCACCACUUUACUUUACUCUCCGUUCAGCCCAAAUCCAAAAACCCAUUUCACAUUUAGCCGACAAAGCAGAGAAAAAAUGGCUGAAGAAGAAGGAGAGGAGUAUCUCUUCAAGAUUGUGGUAAUUGGGGAUUCUGCAGUUGGUAAAUCUAACUUGCUCUCCCGUUUUGCUAGAGAUGAGUUCGACCAUAACUCCAAGGCCACUAUUGGAGUUGAGUUUCAGACCCAAGUUGUUGAAAUUGAUGGAAAAGAGAUUAAAGCCCAGGUUUGGGAUACUGCUGGCCAGGAAAGAUUCAGGGCUGUUACCUCUGCUUAUUACAGAGGUGCUGUUGGGGCUCUCAUUGUGUAUGACAUUAGCAGGAAAACAACUUUUGAGAGCAUCAAAAGAUGGCUCGAGGAGCUAAACACUCAUUGUGAUACUACGGUCGCGAGAAUGCUGGUUGGAAACAAGUGUGACUUGGAAGACAUUAGAGAUGUGAGCGUGGAGGAAGGAAAGAGUCUUGCGGAAGAAGAGGGUUUAUUCUUCAUGGAGACAUCUGCACUGAAUUCCACCAACGUGAAAACAGCUUUCGAAAUUGUUAUUCGAGAGAUAUACAAUAAUAUUAGCAGGAAAACGCUCAAUUCAGACUCCUACAAAGCUGAAUUGUCCGUAAACCGUGUCAGCCUGGCAAACGGGAUCGACUUAUCCAAGAAGAAUAACAGUUACUCGUGCUGUUCCAGAUGAUUUGUCAAACAUCUAUACAACACAAAGUUGUUCUUCCCUUUUUGGGGAAUACUCAUUGGAGAUCUUUUUAUACAACUGCCAGGAGUGGUCUACUGAAAAUGGAACAUAAAGACCUUUGUUUAUGCAGUAGCUAUUAUUCCAUUAUAGCUUUUGGUUAUAGCAGAUUCCUAGGUUUUGUUGAAUUGCACACGAGCAGAGUCAGAGUUGAGAGAUAAAAACGAAAUUGCUGUCUUUGUAAUUGGCACAGUAUUAUUACUAUGAUGCGGAAAUUUCUAUACCUAAUAUUGAAUGUAAACUCUUAGUCUCAGAUGCAAUAUUUUUCUUCAUCUGAAUGAAGUGUGGAAGCUGAGGAUUGUUUAUCUUGGCUAAGUGAUGUAAGUAUCAACUUGCAGAACAUGACUAAUAAAACUACUAGUUUGCUUUGUGUCUGGGAAUCCCACAUCGGCGAAUGUGAUACUUAUGAACUUAUUCAUAAGUUAGGAAGUUGGCAACCGUGGUCACCGGG
Messenger RNA from Oldenlandia corymbosa var. corymbosa, 1475 nucleotides. The record is from the annotation of a GenBank genome assembly. NCBI's taxonomy places the organism in Eukaryota, Viridiplantae, Streptophyta, Magnoliopsida, Gentianales, Rubiaceae.